This is a messenger RNA of Microplitis mediator, 1631 nucleotides long. Its product is annotated as cholesterol 7-desaturase nvd 1-like. Gene Ontology annotation, cellular component: chloroplast. Gene Ontology annotation, molecular function: chlorophyllide a oxygenase activity; 2 iron, 2 sulfur cluster binding. NCBI's taxonomy places the organism in Eukaryota, Metazoa, Arthropoda, Insecta, Hymenoptera, Braconidae. The transcript has 7 exons. The coding region runs from base 384 to 1631 and encodes 415 amino acids. The record is from RefSeq and is a predicted model, not a curated record. Gene Ontology annotation, biological process: cholesterol metabolic process; chlorophyll biosynthetic process.
UAACUUGUCAAUCGGGAUAUAAAUAUUUAAUAGUGUAAAGGAGUAAAAGAGAACGAUGGAUAAUGAAAGUGAAAUAAAAUAAAAAAUAAAUUUAAAUUAAAACAAGGAUUAAAAAUAAAUAUAAUCAUAAUAAAUACAUUGAGAAUUUAAACCAGAGGAAAGAACAAGCUACCAAACAUACAAGUAUUCUUUCAUAUCCUCAGUAUUUUUAAGUCAGCAGGAGAGUGACCAACAAAUUCAACUCUUAAAUUUAUUUAUUUAGUUUUUUUUUUAUUCCACACGUGGAAUAACAUUGAGGUAAAAUUUACUAGAACACAUGUACGAGCUUCUGUUGAGUAUAAAAGACAACGGAGACUCAAAAUCAGUUUAGUUAAACAAGCAAAAUGAUUGAAUGGUUAAUUUAUGUGUUAAUCGGAUGUUUCGUUUAUAUUUUAUUUAUUUACAAAAUAAAUUAUGUACAGGACUUGAAAAAUAUAAAUGAGAGGCGAAAAUAUUUAAAAAAUCGUAAAAUUGGUGAUUUACCGCCAGUUUAUCCAAAUGGAUGGUUUGCGUUACUUGAAAGUGCGCAAUUAACUAAAGGACAAGUUAAACAUGUUUGUGCACUUGGUGAAAAUUUUGCAGUAUUUAGAACACAAAAAGGAAAUGUUCAUAUUGUUGAUGCAUAUUGUCCACAUUUGGGGGCUAAUUUAGCAGAAGGAGGCAAAGUUAUAGACGAUUGUAUUGAAUGCCCAUUUCAUAGUUGGAAAUUUAAUGGGGAUGGAAAAUGUACAAGUAUUCCUUACUCGAAAACAGAUCCCUCUAAAAUGGAGACAAAGUCAUGGAAAUCCUGUGAAGUAAACAAAAUUAUUUUUGUUUGGUAUCAUGCUGAAUUAGCUGAUCCCGAAUGGGAAUUGGAACCAGUUAAAGAAAUUACUGAUGAAUCUUGGCGAUUUCAAGGACGAAAUGAAUUUUAUGUCAAUUGUCAUAUUCAAGAAAUACCAGAAAAUGGCGCGGAUUGGGCCCAUCUGAGUGCAGUACACGGUCCAGCUAAAAUAGUCCAAAUGAUUCCGUCAAAUAUUGUUCGUCAUUCAUGGACCGGAAGUGGAUGGCGAUCUUAUCAAUCUUCAAAGUGCACUGAUGUUUUGAAUAAUGACAAUGAUAACCAGCAAACAGUUAACGUUAAAUUACACAUUAAUAAUAAUGAUAAUAAUAAUAAUAACAGUAGCAAUAGUAAAAAACAUCGUGCGACAAUAAAUUUAUGUCACAAUUUAAUAUUUUUUAAUAAAUGGUCAAUUAUAAAUUUGAACAUAAAUGUGGAACAAAUAGGACCAGGUUAUGUUGAAUUAUUUGUAGAUACAACAUUUGGUCCGAUGUAUGUAAUACAAACAGUUACACCAUUAGAGCCAUUAUUACAACGUGUUACACAUUAUAUAUAUUCACCAUUAUUAUUAAGUCCAUAUGCUAAAAUAGUAUUUUUAGGUGAAUGUUUUAUGUUUGAACGUGAUAUUGCGGUAUGGAAUAAUAAAAAAUAUCAAAAAAAUCCAAAACUUGUUAGAGAAGAUCAAACUAUAUCUUCAUAUAGAAAAUGGUACUCUAAUUUUUAUACUGACAAUAGUCCGACUUAUCAAUCAGUCCAAUCAUUAGAUUGGUAA